GGCUUCAUUUUUUUCUUUUCUUUUUCUUUUUGUUCUGUUUCUUUUCUAGUUGUCCUUUAAAAGAACAGUGUCUCAGUUCUACAGCUUUCAUCUUUGUCAGAAAACAAUGUGUGUUUCGGUCAUGUAGACUACAUUUUCAGGUGCUAUCUCUGCUCUGAAAAUGGUGGUUUUGCAUGUUGGUGAAGACAUUCCCUUCGCAUUUUAAUGGGUGUCCCCUCCAACAAGGUUGGCACCGGGCAUUGAUUAGUUCCAGGUUGCAGCCUCAAGGAAACAUGAAAUCGGGAUCAAAGAAGCAAUGGAACUCCAUAGUACCUUUUCGGUUGAGGGGCAAAUCAGCCACUCGCUUUUGCAUGUACCCCAAAGUAAAGUCAGCUGGCCGUAGCCCAGGAAAUACACCAGUUUAUCUAAAUGUGUAUGACUUGACAGCCAUCAAUGGCUAUGUCUACUGGGCAGGCCUUGGUGUCUUCCACUCUGGUGUGGAAGUUCAUGGUGUAGAGUAUGCCUUUGGAGCCCAUGACUACCCAACAAGUGGUGUUUUUGAGGUUGAACCCCGGCAAUGUCCUGGCUUCAAGUUUAGGAAGGCAAUUUUCAUGGGCACUACAUGCUUGGACCCUGGUCAAUUUAGAGAGUUCAUGGAGCGUUACUCGGCGAAUUACAAUGGGGAUACAUAUCACUUGAUUAUUAAGAACUGCAACCAUUUCUGUGAGGAUAUCUGUAACAAGCUGACUGGGAACCGAAUUCCAAAAUGGGUCAAUCGACUAGCAAGAAUAGGUUCACUUUGCAACUGCAUACUCCCUCAGGCCCUUAAGGCUUCUGCGGUGCGACACAAGCCCAAUUUCCGAAACUACGAAAUUGAAAAGAAGAAGCUGAGAACUGCCUUUAGUUGCUUGUCAUCAAUCUCAAUGCAUCAGAAGGAAGUAUCGUUAUCUUCAUUAUUUCUGCACUCUCACUACAAAGGCUGCCUACCGCCAUGGGAGUUGAAAACAUCAAAAAACAGCAGAUUGAAAGAAGGGUAAGAAGACAUCCAUUAAGCAGUCUUCGCCAUGUUGAUGCUUUUGAUAAUUUCAUGAACCUCUAGGCUCUAAGAGGGCAAAAACUGGGCAAGGUUGCUAUUUUGCGUGUUAAUGCAGAAAGCUUUUGAACUUCCAUUUUACCUUUUCCUCUGUGCUGUACUAUGUUUUUGGACUGGUGAUUGUGGAUUUGCUAGAUUUAUAUUGUAAUGUCAUUGAUCUUGAUAUGCUAA
Messenger RNA from Vitis vinifera (wine grape), 1243 nucleotides. RefSeq names its product deSI-like protein At4g17486. The coding region runs from base 174 to 1016 and encodes 280 amino acids. Gene Ontology annotation, biological process: protein deubiquitination. The record is from RefSeq and is a predicted model, not a curated record. The transcript is spliced from 4 exons. Gene Ontology annotation, molecular function: deubiquitinase activity. NCBI's taxonomy places the organism in Eukaryota, Viridiplantae, Streptophyta, Magnoliopsida, Vitales, Vitaceae.